AUGGGUUCUGGUACAACAAGUGGGUCUCAAGAUCGGCAGUCUAGUGUGAGAAGAGCAUUUAGAUCUCUUUCCCAAGUUUUGGGAAUUUCAAGUUCUCAAUUUGAGGCGCAAAAAAUUGUGUCCUAUCAAGACGGGAAAUUUGUCGUAGACAAUGAGGAAUUGAUGGAAGUACUAGAGAACGGCACUACGGGUGAUAAAGUGAGUGCGCUGAAGCUGCUAAGAGAUGAGAUGGUUAAUAUAACAUGCGAAGAAAGAUUCAGCUUAUGGAAAUCAGUCAAAGCAAAAAUAAAUUUGAAGAAAGAGGGAGUUGUUAGGACGGAGGCUCUUAAGGUUUUACAAGAGCUUCUCAAUUUUAGUGAGCUUCCCAAAACUAAUGGAAUGGAAUUUUACAUUGACAUUUGUGAAAGUGUCAACUUUAUGGGGAUUGAUAGGGAUAUGAAGAUUUUUUUGGUGUGUUUCCAUGAGUUACUCAGGUUUGCUAAUAUAACUUCUUUUGAGAAGUACACUGAUCACCCUCUGAACGACUUUUUGAUUAAAUUGCACAAGCAGAUAUUGAUGUAUCGUUCAGAAGAGUUGGAUGUUCUUAUUGUUUCCUUAAUUUCCGAAUGUAUUGAAAUUGAUAGACAUUUAUUCACUUCGGACGAUCUACAAGAUUUACUCAAUACUGUAAUUGAUAUGAGUAUUAAAACAAAAAAUAUGUUGGAGCUCAAAUCAUUUUUAGAUUUCUUUGAUAGUUACCUUCUUACAGGCUACAAAUACGAAGAGGAGCUUUACACUAUAUUUUCCAUUCUUGGCUGUGCUAAUGGAUUAGAAGAGCUUGAAACUUCAGGGAGAUGUGAACUACUUAUGGACCGUAUUUUGGUUGAUGAUCUGUCUUCGAAAGUACCAUUUACUCUUUGUGACGUGAUUAUCGCUAGAUUUGAUACUCAACAAAGGCAUAGAAGUGGAAAUAGACCAAUAAUAGGCUGUUUGAGGCUUUUGUCGUAUACUUUGAAGUAUUUUGAUGAAGAAUCGAGGGGUGGAAAAGCGAUUACUUCCUUUUUUGAACAUCAUUUGAAUUAUCUUUUCCAGGCUCUCAUAACGGUUUCCGAAAGAACUGAUGAAGCAAUAUCAAUUGAGGUCCUCAAAUUAAUUGAUGAGGUGUUAGAAAAGCCAUUCAUGCUGAGCGGAUACUACAAAUAUUUCAUUGAAAGAAACGAAUUUUGGAAAUUACUUCAACUACUAAACUGGCGAAAUAAACAGCCAAUAUCGUCCAGCUAUAAAGAUGUUCUAAAUGAGCUUUUUAAUAAAUUACAAAAUUUUGAUCUUAAUAGCUUUUAUGUAUCACGCUUGAUUGAAUAUUUGGAAGAAAAUUAUCAAAUCUUAAGCAGCUACAAUAUUUCCUACGCUCUGAACUAUUACUCCAAAAAUCUGGUUUGUGUUUGUGGUGCAUUAAACUGGAAACAAAAAUGUGAAACCAUCGUUGAAAAAUACUAUUCAACCACACCAUCAGACGUUUUAAAAGUCCUUAAAAAUUCCUUCUUAUAUUGUAUUCCAUUGAAAAUUGAUCAGCCAUCCCUGGACUUCUAUAUCAAUAUCCUCUGCUAUGUUUGUGUGCUUGGAUUGAAUUUCAAGCUAGAAGAUGACGUUUUAGAGCCACUCACAGACGUGAUCUUGAAGCUAGAUGAUCAAAUGCUCGAAAAAGUUGUUGAUGAUUAUUUAAUGGAAAUCCAAAGUUUUACUGAUUUAAACAAGGAAAUUAUAGCUAAGACAUUGAUUCUUGCAACCCUAAAAUUUGCUGACAACAAAAAGCUGUCCGGAAAAGCUUAUAUAUUAUUGAACUCUGUAGUGAAAAUCACAAAGCUCUCAGCAGCUCAUGAGAGUUUAAAACUUUUCAAUCUGGCAAUUCUUCUGCUAACUCGGAUAAGGGCUCGCAAUGAAGCCUCAAAGAAACAUUUUUACAUUUAUGAGAUCAAAAGUGAAGAUGUUAGGAAUGAGUUUUUUUUGAGCAGGAAUGAGAAAUCGGAAACUGAAGAAAAUAACAAGGAUAUUGAUGUGAAGUUAAAGCAACUCCUUGAUGCGCAACUUUCAGAUCCUCGAUUUGAGCAUAUUUUGUCUCAGUAUUUCUUUGAUGGGAAAACAAAAGAAUUUGAUACAGAAAUAGAUCCCAAAAUCUUGCUAGAUUUGUACACUGAUAUUUUGCGAAAUACUACCAGCUGGGAAUUUUAUCUUCUUGUAGUAAAGCAUAUCAGAUAUCAACUUUUGAAUUAUGACCUUUUCAGGCAAAUCUGUAAUGAAUCCAUCAUAGAACUUACAAAUUUACUCACUCAGCAGAUGCAAUUUAUCUAUACUUUCAAAUUUGAAAGGCCACAUUGGCUCCAAACAAAACACAUCCGUAUUGCCAUUGUUGAAGUUUUGUAUGGGAUAUAUCCAUACAAAGAAACGAUUCCUUUGCGGCAAAGCGAAGACUUGAUUAGAUCUGUAGCUCUUGAUUUUCAUUUUUUUGACAUUAUCAGAACACCUUUUCUGAAUUACCUUCAUUGCUGCAUGUUUGAGUCCCCGAAAUUAAUGAGGCAUUUCGUUUACCCGAUAUUGAAGAUGAUUCAAGAUGACCUUUCAAAGCCUGAGACAUUGUUCUCAAGCUUGGGGUUCGUCCUUGAUUUGUAUGAGCUUUCCGAUUGUUAUAAGCUGAAGCAAAAAGAAAUUAAGAUUAUUCAAGAUGUUCUGAGUAGAGUUAUAAACUACAACAUUGAGAGGCACGAUUUAAUUAAUAAAGAGAUUAAACUUUCUAAGGUUCUUGCUGGUUUGAUCCUUAAAACUUUUGGUUCUGCAGAUGAAAAUGGUGUGGAGCCAAUGGUAACACAAAAGAUGAGAAUUCUAUUCACGCAUCUUGUCUGUGGGAGGGCAGGAAAGGAGGAAGAACUGUUUGCAAGAAUGGUCCAAUGUUGCAAAGACAAGGACUCAUUGGCCGGCUCUGUCGUUGACCUUGACAAAAUUGAAGUUUCUGCUGCUGUAUGCGGGGUUGGAACGGAUGCCUACUGCUGUAUCUCCACGGGAAAAGACAAGAUUGAGGUGGUAUUGGUGGAACAGCAACUGAGUCCCCAGCUGGUUGACGAGAGCAUGGGCAAGAAGAUUCUGAUUACGACUGUUGACGAGAAUCGAGACUAUUUCACCGUUUCGAGCUACGGGUUUGAGUACAUCAAGUUGGGAAGUGUUUUUGUCGGACGCAACAACAUAGUUCAGUUUGUCAAGGUUCUCAUUGAGCUCUGUUCCGUUUCGGCGUUGGUGUAG
Messenger RNA from Pichia membranifaciens NRRL Y-2026, 3270 nucleotides. RefSeq lists its product as hypothetical. The record is from RefSeq and is a predicted model, not a curated record. Lineage: Eukaryota; Fungi; Ascomycota; Pichiomycetes; Pichiales; Pichiaceae. Bases 1 to 3270 code for a protein of 1089 amino acids. The transcript has a single exon.